UGUCAUAGCUCGUUAAUCCUUCAAUCCCGGAUAGUCACUACUUACCACAUACGCUAUUUUAGAAUACCCACCACACCAUCAAUCAAUCUCGACUUCAUUAAGCUGAUGAAUGCCCCCAGAAAUACGAGAGGAUCCAAUACCGGAGACACUCCGCCAGCAGAUAACAUGCCAUACUCGAAUUACUUUGACAAUCCAUAUCUCAGCGAUGUCUUCGAUCCAGGUCCCGACUACACAUUGAGCACGUUCUUCGACUCGGACAACUUCUUCAGUCAACCGACCACAUCUAUCGAGGGCGCCUCGAAUAACCAGCCCAAGUCCCAAAGGACAUCAGCCUCAAAGUUACCGGCGACUAUACUGCCAUCUUCGAGCCGUCUACAGCCUUACCCGCAAACUUAUAAUCAGCCACAAUUUGGGCAAUUCGAGCAAUAUAGGGGUGAUUUCUCGAUGCAUCCCACACCACCACAAGCUGGCGAGCACGAUUCUUUCUCGCCGAUAACGACGGCAACAACAUCACAUUCCUCAUCCCAUUCAGGCGACGCAACACACCAAGCCGUCUCCCCGUCGCUAAGUCCCCACACACUAAAACGCGAAUCACCAUCGUCGCCUGCAUCAGCGUCGGAGUCUUCGACACCAAAACGACCAACCAGGAAGCGGGGUCGCCCGAGGAUGAGCCGCAGUAGCACCGACAGCCAACUUGCUGCAACGUCGCCUACUUUAAAAAGCCAGAUAUCAAGGCGCCAGCCGCACAAUCAGGUCGAACGCAAGUACCGUGAAGGGCUCAACUCGGAGCUCGAAAGAUUACGGAGAGCGGUGCCUUUGCUUCGGCAAAAUGACGGAACACGUGCAAUUGGACAACCGAAACCGAGCAAAGCGACAAUUUUAGCCAGUGCAAUUGAUUACAUACAGGCCAUUGAGAAAGAGAGGGAUGCGCUAAGGGCUGAGGUCGAGCAAUUACGGCGAGAUCAAGCGGGCAUUCUGCGAAAUCCAGAUGGGAGAAAUCCGUCUCUGGAUGAAUAUCUCAUGGAUUCAUAGUAUAGCACAAGAGGAGGAAGAACCAAAUCAAAAGAGGGAAAGUGAAGGGUGAUUUUUUUUCUAGCAAAGCCAUGUCACACAAUUGUAAAAAAAAAACCAGAGAACGAAAAGGGGAGCAAAGGAAGUUUUGUUUGUUCCUUCCCACUAGGGUUAAGGGGGAUUGCUUCCUACACACACGCUCAUAUGGGGAGAUUGAGCACAUAUUUGCUGCAUUGUUUUUCCUUUCUCCAUCUUUUUUCUUGGAUUUUCUAGCUAGGCGUCCAGGCCUGCCACCUGGGGAUGUUUUCCUUAAUCUCUAGACUCUUGCGCAAACAUAUAGAACCUACAUAAUGACCGGUCACGACAUCAUAGGCAGAUUUAAUCAAGGAAAGUUUUUCUCGUCUUGUAAAACAUUUCAUGGAUGGUAGGAGGAGGGAAGAAGAAGAAGACUAUGGGAAACGAAGUUUUUGGUUCGCUGCAUGAUUCGUAACAAGGU
This is a messenger RNA of Bipolaris maydis ATCC 48331, 1507 nucleotides long. RefSeq lists its product as uncharacterized. Gene Ontology annotation, molecular function: protein dimerization activity. The record is from RefSeq and is a predicted model, not a curated record. NCBI's taxonomy places the organism in Eukaryota, Fungi, Ascomycota, Dothideomycetes, Pleosporales, Pleosporaceae.